This is a messenger RNA of Ectocarpus siliculosus, 2376 nucleotides long. The record is from the annotation of a GenBank genome assembly. Lineage: Eukaryota; Phaeophyceae; Ectocarpales; Ectocarpaceae.
GCAUUGAGGCCGGCAACCUCUAGCGAGGGUACAGAGAACGGGGUUCCCAGCUUCGACUGCGCUAUUGCUCUGCGUAGCCCAAGGAUUCGGGAGAGCAAGCGCAGCAUUUCAAGGAGACGCGUGGCUUUUGUUUGGGAGAACGUCGGAGAACAUUCAGCAGCAGCAGCGGUAGCAGCGGUAGCAGCGGAGGCAGCACCAAAAGAGCCAAGAUGCCUCUCGAAAGCACAAUGAUAUGCCUCGACAACUCUGAGUGGAUGAGAAAUGGAGACUACAUCCCCACCCGGAUGGAGGCACAACACGACGCAGCCAACCUUCUCUGCGGCAGCAAGACCAACUCCAACCCGGAGAGCACGGUCGGCGUUCUCACCAUGGCCGGGAAGGGCCCCGAGCUCCUGGUCAGCCCCACCGACGACAUGGGCAAGAUCCUGUCCUCCCUCCACGGCGUGUCCGUCCACGGCAAGACCAACUUCGCGGCGGGCAUCCAGAUCGCCCAGCUCGCCCUCAAGCACCGUCGUAACAAGCACGGGGGGCAGAGGAUCAUCAUCUUCGUGUCGUCUCCUAUCGAGGACGAGACGAAGACGCUGGUGAAGGUGGGCAAGAUGCUCAAGAAGAACAACGUGGCUGCGGACGUUGUCUCCAUGGGGGAGACUGACGACAACCAAGAGAAGCUUGAGGAGUUCAUUGGUGCGGCGAACUCCGGGGACAACUGCCACCUCGUGACCAUCCCGGCAGGCGUUCUUCCGUCCGACGUCCUCAUCUCCUCACCCAUCGUCAGCGAAGGCGGCGGGGGCGGUGGGGGCGGGGGCGGGGGCGGCGGUGGCCUGGCCGCCGGGGGAGGCGGGGAGUUCGGCGGGGCCGCCGACUUUGGCGGUGUGGACCCUAGCAUGGACCCAGAGCUCGCGAUGGCCCUGCGAGUCUCGAUGGAGGAGGAGAGGGCUAGACAGGAGGCCGCUUCCAAGGCCACCGCCGAACAGGAAGGGGCGGCAGCGGCAGACGCGGCUCCGGCGGCGGAGGAGGGCGAACCAGCUGCUGCUGCUGCAGCUGCCGGCUCUGGCGAGGAAGCGGCAAGGUCUGCGGAGGAGGGGAAGGGGGCGGAAGGCGGCGACGCUGCGGGGGCGGCCACCGCUAUGCAGGUAGAUGCCGAUGACGACGACGGAACUCUGCUGGCGCAAGCCCUGGAGAUGUCUAUGAUGGAAGGAGACGAGGCCGAGAACAUGCGGAUCGCCAUGGAAAUGAGCAUGGUGCCGGACACGAGCGAUCCACCAGCAUCGUCAACAACGGCAACGACAACGACGGCGGCGGCCGCGGCGCAACCCCCAGCCCCUACCCCCCCCCCGGCCUCCAGCGGCGCCAGCGCAAACCCUCCUCCGGCCCCGGCGGGGGGGGACGGAGGAGGAGGCGCAGCAGGGGCGGGAGAAUUUUUCGAUCCCUCGUUUGUACAGUCCCUUUUGGACCAGAUCCCAAACUUAGACCCGAAAGACCCUCGCCUCCAAGCCGGCGGGGGUGACGGGAGCGAGGCCAAGAAGGAAGGGGAGGAGGACAAGAAGGAAGGGGACGACUCGAAGAAGUAAGCACAGCUGUGCAACGCGUGACAGCUAGCACCAGCAUCAUCAUCAUCAGCAGCAGCAGCAUCAUCAGGAGCGGAGAAAAAACACUCAGUGUGCUUUCUGGAGGAAGAGCAGCAGCAGCAGCAGCAGCAGCAGUAGCAGAAGCAAGAGGAGCGCGGUGAAAUCUACGCCGCGGAUGAGGGUACUGCUGUUGUUGUGUCGUGUUGCAGCAGUGUUGGGAGGGAAGUAAAGACUUCGCGGGGAGGGGAGGAGGGGAGAGGCUCGUCUAACCUGAGGUUUUGCCACAGUUUCGAUAGGCGUUUUUAUUGGCGCGGGAGGCUGUCCUAGCUGAUCGCAAAACAUGACUGUCCUAUGUGUCGGAGGUAUCGCCGUCGAAAGUCCUUUUCGGAUGCCCCACUAAGGGUUCCCCAGCAGCAGCAGCAGCAGCAGCAGCAGCAGCAGCAGCGUUUGGAAAAGUACAACAGCAGAGGAUCUGCGUGCGGUCUAACUUUGCCGACCAAAACGAAAACAACAAAAUGUGGUGGGUGUUCUGCUGACAGUGCAGCUUGUGUUUUUUUUUCUUGGUCCUCCCAUCCUUGUGUGGAGGUGCGCAGAAAGUACAUCCGUCCCUGUGUACGCGUGGUGAUGGCGACGAGGUGGUUGCUGUCGUGCUUACGUGAUGUUAUGUUAUGAUGGUUCUCUGCUGUUGGGAGGACCUGUAGGGCGGCUGGAGUUCCAUGUUUUGUUGUUCGGUGAUGAUGAGGAUGGGAGGGGUACAUUUUUUUUUUGUCGCGAUGGACUGAUCAACAUAACGAAAUUACUUCCAUGU